Molecule: messenger RNA, 2894 nt
Organism: Microbotryum saponariae
Lineage: Eukaryota; Fungi; Basidiomycota; Microbotryomycetes; Microbotryales; Microbotryaceae
Source: the annotation of a GenBank genome assembly
AUGCUCACCUCGGUCCAGUCUCGGCGUCCGUGCCGCCCAGUGCAUCGCCUCCUCCUUCAGACCCUGGCUACAUUGCUUCUCCUUACGUCUACACUCGGUGGUGAUGUCCUUGCGUUCACUCACUCGGAUGCAUUGGCUCCCCUUGGCGGUAGAGUGCUUGCUCUGUCGCACGACUCUCACGCGAGCGUGGAGCGCCACUCGUUGACGAUCGAGCGCGACGUCAAGCCCGAAUCGACAAGGCUCCAGCUCCGCAGCCACCGCAGGAGGUUUGUGCGCCACAAGCGUGCUCUUGGCAAGGCUUGGUCCGGGUCUUCGUCUUUCAAGAAUGGGAAGAAACUUGGUAUCGGCGGUAGUGAGUGCGGUUGGCUCCUGUGGGAGACGUUUUCGCCGAGACCCGGCCUCAAGCCUCAAGCAUCGUGGCGGACCAUGGAAUGUGCUGAGGCUCGUGCCCAGGAACUGACCUGAAAUAUCCCAAAUUGUUCGUCUUCACAGUGCAAGUCAGUGUCGUCAGUGACGACGAGCUACUUGUGAGUAAACCCCUACCCACCACGCUCCCGCGAAAACUCUGACCAAUUGGCUCCCCCCUGUCUGCACAUGCGGCACAUCGGAUCGAACCAUCAUCAGAGUAAGUCAAAGCAUCGCAAACGGGUGUCGUCAGCGCCCCAGCUGAUGUUGAUAUUUUGCUCUCGUAGUGUAAGCAGACGCUGCUGCUAAGGACUGGCAAGCUCUUCCCCAGGCCCUCUCCUGCUUGCUGAACAGAGUUACCCCCAUAGCUUCGACAAGGCCGAGAACAACCCGCUUCAAGUCAACGGCCACAGUGCGUGGGGUCAAAUCUACACGAUCAGCACCGGAAAAUCUCGAGCGCUCAACCUUCUCACGAACUCAUUCUGGUAAGCUUCGUGCUGUGACAAGGCAGACAUUCUCCAGCGCUCCCUCGUGGCUUCCACUUAAUUGUCGACCGGGAUCUGACCCAUCUGCUUUGGAUCACCCAGUGCCGGGGGCGGUUGGCUCAGCAACGGCACGUUGAUCAGCGUCGGCGGCAACCCCAUCGAGCACGCUGCGAGCAACGCGACUGCCAACGGUAUCGCUGCGCUUCGGAUGUUCACCCCUUGUGACGGGGGCAAAUGUCAGGUCCAGGAGUUCCCCAAAACGGUCCGCUUGACGUCCAAGAGGUGGUACCCUUCGACCGUGCGCUUGCAUGAUGGAUCCGUCAUCAUCAUUGGAGGAUGUAUCAGAGGCGGUUACAACAAUGCUCCCGACAUUGAUAAUCCGACGAUCGAGUUCUUCCCUCCCAAGGGAAAUGGAAAGCAGAUCUUCUUCAAGUUCUUGCAAGGUACGCUUACGAGAUUGAAAUUAGAGCGCUACACUUUCAUUGACACCGACCAUUCCUUUUCAUCUUAGAUGCGCUCAACUCGAAUCUGUUUCCCAUCUCGUUCUCCCUUCCAAAGACGUGAGUCGUCAUGGGCAUGUGGGUGCGCCACCCCAUGGACGCUGACACAAAAUAACGACUGCAGUGGUUACAUCUUCGUGGCUGCCAACAAGAUCAACACUAUAUACGACUGGGUAAACAAUCAAGAAUAUAGACUUCCGGCUGUACGUCUCCGGCUUUGGCUUAGAUCCUUAAUCACAUCGACCGGCCCUUGACCGAAUAUUCUGCUCUUCCUUGCAGUUCCCCAAUGGAGUCGUCGCAAACUACCCGAGCUCAGGUGCAUCAGCGCUUCUUCCCCUGACGAUCGCGAACGGGUAUGCGACCGAGAUCUUGAUCUGUGGAGGGUCGACCCAGAACCUCGACUCGCCUUGGUUGCUCAGCGCUCAGAGCCCGACCUCGACACAGUGCGCGCGACUCAAGAUUAGUGGGACAAAGGCUGUAGGCGGGUGGCAGGUUGAGCAGAUGCCCGAAUCACGCCUCAUGGGGGAUGCUAUUCUUACUCCUGAUGGUAAAGGUAAGCCUCGACCACCCAAAGCUGCGAGUUUGACCGUCAUUGAGUGAGCGCUGACCUUCAAUUUGACUGCGCAGUCUUGCUGGUGAACGGCGCGGGGACGGGAGUUGCAGGUUACGGCAAUGUCGCGAACAUGACAGGACUGAGCAACGCCGGGAACCCAAGGUUACGACCAACCUUGUACGACCCUGUUGCUGCGUCGGGCUCUCGCUUCAGCACCAACUUUCCUUCUUCCAAGACCGAACGACUCUACCAUUCGUCGGCGACUCUGGUUCCGGAUGGCUCGAUUUUUAUCGCGGGUUCCAAUCCCAACGGCAAGGUACGUAGCAUACGAGGGUCAUUCGCGUUCCCCUGCCAAUCUCAUCAAUGUUCCAUCUUCUUCUCUCGGCAGGUCGAGACGAGGACCUACGGAACGAGGUGGGUGUUCUGUCACAGACCUUUCAAACCGGGGAUCGUAACUAAGCGCUGUCCAUGUGAGGCACGCCCACAGAUACAACACCGAGUUUCUUCGACCGCCUUACAUGUCCAGGUCUCGUCCCACGUUCUCCGGUCAACCCAAGAAGAUCCAAUACAAGUCCAAAUACACUUUCUCCUACAAGGUCCCAAGUGGAACCAAGAAGAUUCGCGCGGUCAUCAUUGAUAUCGGUUACUCGACCCAUGGCGUGCACAUGAACCAACGCUGGGUUGAAUUGAAGGUAAUUUCGACCGAUGAUGGAAAGAUCACGAUUCAAGGUCCUCAAGGACCGACGUAUUAUCCUCCUGGUAAGCCUUCAACCCCACUCUGUACCCCUGUAGAGGCAACUGUUGAUGCGCCUGGGUCUACCUGUAGGCUAUGCUUGGCUCUGGAUUCUCGCCGACGAUGUUCCUUCGAAGGGAAAGCGGGUCAUGAUCGGGAAGGGACAAGGUGGGCGUUUUUACGUCCGGGACCCAGCUUGGUCCGGCAAUAUAAGCUAA